CCUUCUCUUGAAAACAUCUCCAAACACGAUAAGCUUUCAAAACCACAUUCCAGGAACAUUUCUAGAAGAAGUCAAGAGAACAAUUCUCAGAGAGUAGUAGUGAUUUCUGGAAUUCCCCACAACACCGAAGUCAACAGUAUUCUUGCCCAAGUCUGUGGGGGUCCUUUAGAAAGACUAGUGUACAAAGACAACAGUGCUUUGGAAUUAUUCUUCAUCUUCCCAGAGCAGGCUAACCAAUUCUACAAAUAUGUCAAUGGUUCAGGUCUCUUUAUUGUCAAUGGCAAGCCUUUGAAAGUUGAGUGGGCAGACAAAUCCAAUACUGAAGACUAUACGGGGUUGCAUUCGCCUAUCCCCAAACUGCUUAUGAAUGACGUCGUGUACUACGGUAGCAGAAGGAUUUUAAUAUUUGCCAAGUUCAUUCCGAACAAGAAACUCAAGUCUGGAACCAAGAUGUUCUAUCCUGAUCCCGAAAUCCAUUUCUCUACUGAUUUGAAUAUUGCACAAAUCAAACAGGAUUUUGCCAAAUUCGGGUCCAUUAUUGAAGUAGGACCUGUAAUUUCCAGAAAGUUGUGCUUCAGUUUGCACUUUACAGAUAUUCGUUCUGCUAUUCUAGCCAAGCUGGAAUGUGAAUUAGAAGGCUCUGCCAUUCAUCAAAAGUAUGGCUCUUGGAUAAUUUGGUACGGCAGGGAUACAACUGACAAACCAUGCUAUGUAAUCUAA
Messenger RNA from Scheffersomyces stipitis CBS 6054, 720 nucleotides. RefSeq lists its product as uncharacterized. The annotation marks the transcript as partial. The record is from RefSeq and is a predicted model, not a curated record. The transcript has a single exon. Lineage: Eukaryota; Fungi; Ascomycota; Pichiomycetes; Serinales; Debaryomycetaceae.